Molecule: messenger RNA, 2168 nt
Organism: Synchiropus splendidus (mandarinfish)
Lineage: Eukaryota; Metazoa; Chordata; Actinopteri; Syngnathiformes; Callionymidae
Gene: uroc1
Product: urocanate hydratase 1
Exons: 19
Coding region: 91-2118 (675 amino acids)
Biological process (GO): L-histidine catabolic process
Molecular function (GO): urocanate hydratase activity
Source: RefSeq, a predicted model, not a curated record
GACCGGCCUGCUGUCCUCUUCGUCCUCUGCUCGGUCGUCUGAUCCUUCUGUGUGUCAGCGAGGCUUCGCUCAGGUGAGAGCCGACUAAGAAUGUCUUCUUUGAAGGAGAUAUGCAGCGGUUUGCCACUGCAGCCUUUGCCCACUAACCACGGAAGAGACCCGAAUGUGCCUCACGCUCCUGUCCGGACCCCAAACCUGACAGCCGAAGAGGAACGGCUGGCUCUGAGGAAUGCCCUGCGUUACUUCCCACCUUCCCAUCAUGCAAUCCUGGCACCAGAGUUUGCUCAAGAGCUCAGGCAGUUCGGGCACAUCUACAUGUACCGCUUCUGUCCCACAGUACGGAUGAGAGCGUACCCCAUAGACCAGUACCCGUGUCGCACGCGCCAGGCGGCUUCAAUCAUGCUGAUGAUCAUGAACAACCUGGAUCCAGCUGUUGCUCAGUUCCCUCAGGAGCUGGUCACCUACGGGGGGAACGGGCAAGUGUUCAGUAACUGGGCGCAGUUUCGUCUGGUGAUGCAUUACCUGAGUGAGAUGACGGAGGAGCAGACUCUGGUCAUGUACAGUGGUCAUCCCAUGGGCCUCUUCCCCAGCCUGCCUUCAUCCCCUCGAGCCAUCAUCACCAACGGAAUGGUGAUUCCAAACUACUCGAGCAGAGAGCAGUAUGAAAAGAUGUUUGCGCUUGGCGUAUCGAUGUACGGACAGAUGACAGCAGGCAGCUACUGCUACAUCGGGCCUCAGGGGAUCGUUCAUGGCACGAUGCUGACCGUUCUGAACGCCGGCCGGCGGUACUUGGGCACCAGUGACCUCAGGGGUCGCGUCUUUGUGACCUCUGGGCUGGGCGGUAUGAGCGGGGCACAGGCCAAAGCAGCGGUCAUCGCCGGCUGUGUCGGCGUGAUCGCAGAGGUGGACGAGGCUCCGCUCAGGAAGAGGCAUGAACAGGGCUGGUUGAUGGAGGUGACCUGCAGCCUGGACCAGUGCAUCAAACGCAUCAGAGAGUGCCGGCGGUCGAAGACUCCUCUCAGCCUGGGCUUUCAUGGGAAUAUUGUGGACCUGUGGGAGCGUCUGGUUCUGGAGCACAAGAGAACCGGUGAGCUGCUGGUGGAUUUGGGUUCGGACCAGACUUCUCUUCACAACCCCUACAACGGGGGGUACUACCCCGUUCAGCUCGGCUUCCGACAGGCCAACCAGCUCAUGGCCACGGACCCCAGUCGAUUCCGCACCACGGUUCAGGACAGCCUCAAGAGACACAUCAAGGCCAUCAACCAGCUGGCAGAUAUCGGGAUGUUCUUCUGGGACUAUGGAAACGCCUUCCUGCUGGAGGCUCAACGAGCCGGGGCCGACGUCAGUAAGGAGGGCGGAGGAGCGACAGAGUUCCGCUACCCCUCCUACGUCCAACACAUCAUGGGAGACAUUUUCUCUCUGGGCUUCGGGCCUUUCCGCUGGGUCUGCACCUCUGGAGACGCCGCAGAUCUUGAGGUGACAGACAACAUCGCUGCUUCUGUGCUGGAAGAGAUCGGCACACAGGCAGAUGAUAAAAUCCGACAGCAGUACAACGACAACAUUCGCUGGAUCAGGGAGGCUGGGAGACACAAGAUGGUCGUGGGCUCUCAGGCGAGGAUCCUCUACUCAGACCAGAAAGGAAGAGUUUCCAUUGCCUUGGCGAUCAACCAGGCCAUUGCUGAUGGAAGAGUCUCAGCUCCCGUGGUCAUCAGCAGAGACCACCACGAUGUCAGCGGCACCGACAGCCCCUUCAGGGAAACCUCCAACGUCUACGAUGGCUCUGCUUUCUGCGCAGAUAUGGCGGUCCAGAACUUUGUUGGCGACGCCUUCAGGGGCGCCACAUGGGUCGCGCUGCACAAUGGGGGCGGUGUUGGCUGGGGUGAAGUGAUGAACGGAGGAUUUGGUUUGCUGCUGGACGGUUCAGAAGACGCAGCCAAGCGGGCUGCACUGAUGCUGAACUGGGACGUGUCCAAUGGGGUUGCCCGUCGCUGCUGGUCUGGAAACACAAACGCUUAUGAGACCAUCCAGAGAACCAUGCAGGAGAACCAGCAGCUGCAGGUCACCAUGCCCUUUCCUGUCCAGGACCAACACGUCAUAGACCAGGCUCUGCAGGGUUGACCAGCAUUUUACACUCACCCUGAAUAAAUAAAUCAAAGGUUCCACAUAAA